Engraulis encrasicolus (European anchovy) is the source of this 6255-nucleotide messenger RNA. RefSeq names its product SWI/SNF related, matrix associated, actin dependent regulator of chromatin, subfamily a, member 4a (gene smarca4a). Gene Ontology annotation, cellular component: nucleus. The transcript is spliced from 35 exons. Gene Ontology annotation, molecular function: DNA binding; histone binding; ATP binding. The record is from RefSeq and is a predicted model, not a curated record. The coding region runs from base 161 to 5224 and encodes 1687 amino acids. Lineage: Eukaryota; Metazoa; Chordata; Actinopteri; Clupeiformes; Engraulidae. Gene Ontology annotation, biological process: positive regulation of transcription by RNA polymerase II.
UCAGACGAAAUGGAGGGGGGUGAGAGGGAAAAAAACCGAACUGGCACCGUCGCCCUUUGUUUCUAGCCAGCUAAAGAAAUCGAGGGGAGAUACCGGCGAAACCUGUAUUCACUGUUUGACAGUGCUUUGCUGCUUUCAUUCCUCCAGCAUCUGCUGACAGAUGUCCACUCCGGACCCCCCUAUGGGAGGGACCCCUCGGCCGGGUCCCUCCCCGGGCCCCGGGCCCUCUCCUGGGGCCAUGAUGGGGCCGAGCCCUGGACCCUCUCCCGGCUCGGCCCACAGCAUGAUGGGCCCCAGCCCGGGGCCUCCGUCCUCAGGUCACCCCAUGCCCCCUCAGGGACCCUCUGGCUACCCGCAGGACAACAUGCAUCAGAUGCACAAGCCGAUGGAGGGCAUGCAUGAGAAGGGCAUGCCUGACGACCCUCGCUACGGCCAGAUGAAGAGCAUGGGCAUGAGGCCCGGCGCCCACAGUGGCAUGGGCCCUCCACCCAGCCCCAUGGACCAGCACUCCCAAGGUUACCCGUCUCCUCUGGGCAGCUCUGAGCACGCUCCCAGCCCCGUGCCGGCCAACGGGCCCCCCUCAGGACCCAUGAUGCCCUCUGGCCCCGGCGGGGUGCCCAAUAUGGAGGGCGGCGACCCCCAGGGCAUGUCCCAGCAGCAGCAGCAGCAGCAGGGCCGGGGCGGGGUGCCCGGCGGUGGAGGCCCCGGUGGUGGCCCUGGUGGACCCGGUGCGGGGGGGCCCGGAGGCCCAGGCGCCGGUGGUCCAGGCGGCCCGGGAGGUCAGCCCGGCGGGGGCGGCGGAGGAGCGGGCAGCGGCCCCGGGGGAGCGGGCGGACCCACGCCCUUCAACCAGAACCAGCUGCACCAGCUGCGGGCCCAGAUCAUGGCCUACAAGAUGCUGGCGCGCGGGCAGGUGCUGCCGGAUCACCUGCAGAUGGCAGUGCAGGGCAAGAGGCCCAUGCCCGGCAUGCAGCCGCCCAACAUGCCCAACAUGCCGCCCUCCGCCGGACCCGGAGCAGGACCUGGGGCAGGCCCCGGACCUGCCUCCGCCAACUUCAACAGACCUCACGGUAUGGUUGGGCCCAACAUGCCUCCCCCUGGACCCUCUGGAGUGCCUCCUGGCAUGCAGGGUCAACCCACUAACGGACCACCCAAACAAUGGCCUGAAGGUCCCAUGGGGAAUAAUGCACCCCCCAACAGUGGCCCUCAGCAGAAGCUCCUCCCCCCUCAGCCCACCGGUCGACCCUCCCCGGCGCCCCCCUCCGUGCCCCCGGCCGCCUCCCCAGUCAUGCCCCCCCAGACCCAGUCGCCUGGACAACCGGCCCAGCCGCCGCCCAUGAUGCUGCAUCAGAAACAGAACCGCAUCACGCCCAUCCAGAAGCCCCGCGGCCUCGACCCCGUCGAGAUCCUGCAGGAACGCGAGUACAGGCUGCAGGCUCGCAUUACGCACCGCAUUCAGGAGCUGGAGAACCUUCCGGGCUCUCUGGCAGGAGACCUGAGGACCAAAGCCACCAUCGAGCUCAAGGCCCUGAGGCUGCUCAACUUCCAGAGACAGCUGAGGCAGGAGGUGGUGAUGUGCAUGCGUCGUGACACGGCGCUGGAGACUGCUCUGAACGCCAAGGCCUACAAGCGCAGCAAGCGACAGUCGCUACGCGAGGCACGCAUCACCGAGAAGCUGGAAAAACAGCAGAAGAUCGAACAGGAGCGCAAGCGCAGACAGAAGCACCAGGAAUACCUCAACAGCAUCCUUCAGCAUGCCAAGGACUUCAAGGAGUACCACCGCUCCAUCACGGGCAAGAUCCAGAAGCUCACCAAAGCCGUGGCCACCUACCACGCCAACACUGAGCGCGAGCAGAAGAAAGAGAACGAGCGCAUAGAGAAGGAGAGAAUGAGGAGGCUGAUGGCUGAGGAUGAGGAGGGCUACCGUAAGCUGAUCGACCAGAAGAAGGACAAGCGUCUGGCCUACCUCCUGCAACAGACCGACGAGUACGUGGCCAACCUCACAGAGCUGGUGCGCGCUCACAAGGCUGCGCAGGUCGCCAAGGAGAAGAAAAAGAAGAAGAAGAAAAAGAAGGCGGAGAACGCAGAUGGCUCGACCCCAGCUCUGGGCCCAGAUGGAGAGCCUCUGGAUGAGACCAGUCAGAUGAGCGAUCUGCCAGUGAAGGUGAUCCACAUGGAGAGCGGCAAGAUCCUGAUAGGGGAGGACGCUCCCAAGGCUGGCCAGCUGGAGACAUGGCUGGAGAUGAACCCUGACUACGAGGUUGCUCCACGUUCAGACAGUGAAGACAGCGGAUCAGAUGAGGAAGAGGAGGAAGAGGAGGAGCAGCAGCCUCAGCCGUCUCAGGCCCCCACCGAGGAGAAGAAGAAGAUCCCCAACCCCGACACCGAGGACGUGUCCGAGGUGGACGUGCGCCACAUCAUCGAACACGCCAAGGAGGAGGUGGACGACGAGUAUGCGGACGCCAGGUUCAAUGCGGGCCUGCAGUCCUACUACGCUGUGGCUCACGCCGUCACGGAGACGGUGGACAAGCAGUCAACCCUGCUGGUCAACGGACAGCUCAAGCAGUACCAGAUCAAAGGUCUGGAGUGGCUGGUGUCCCUGUACAACAACAACUUGAACGGGAUCCUUGCGGACGAGAUGGGCCUGGGCAAGACCAUCCAGACCAUCGCCCUCAUCACCUACCUCAUGGAGUACAAGCGCAUCAACGGGCCCUUCCUCAUCAUCGUGCCCCUCUCAACUCUCUCCAACUGGGUGUACGAGUUUGACAAGUGGGCUCCAUCUGUGGUGAAGAUCUCUUACAAGGGUUCUCCAGCUGCUCGUCGCGCUUUUCUUCCAAUUCUGCGGAGUGGCAAGUUCAAUGUGCUACUCACCACUUACGAAUACAUCAUCAAGGACAAGCACGUGCUGGCCAAGAUCCGCUGGAAGUACAUGAUUGUGGACGAGGGUCACCGCAUGAAGAACCACCACUGCAAGCUGACGCAGGUGCUGAACACGCACUACCUGGCGCCGCGCCGCGUGCUGCUGACCGGCACGCCGCUGCAGAACAAGCUGCCCGAGCUCUGGGCCCUGCUCAACUUCCUGCUGCCCACUAUCUUCAAGAGCUGCAGCACCUUCGAGCAGUGGUUCAACGCCCCCUUCGCCAUGACCGGGGAGAAGGUGGACCUGAAUGAGGAGGAGACCAUCCUGAUCAUCAGGCGUCUCCACAAGGUGCUCCGCCCCUUCCUGCUGCGCCGACUGAAGAAGGAAGUGGAGGCCCAGCUCCCAGAGAAGGUGGAGUAUGUGAUCAAGUGCGACAUGUCUGCGCUCCAGAGGGUGCUGUACAGGCACAUGCAGGCCAAGGGAGUCCUGCUCACCGACGGCUCCGAGAAGGACAAGAAGGGCAAGGGUGGCACCAAGACCCUGAUGAACACCAUUAUGCAGCUGAGGAAGAUCUGCAACCAUCCCUACAUGUUCCAGCAGAUCGAGGAAUCCUUCUCCGAGCACCUGGGCUUCACUGGAGGUAUUGUCUCAGGGCCUGACCUGUACCGUGCCUCUGGCAAGUUCGAGCUGCUGGACCGCAUCCUGCCCAAGCUGCGGGCCACCAACCACAAGGUGCUGCUCUUCUGUCAGAUGACCUCGCUCAUGACCAUCAUGGAGGACUACUUUUCAUACCGCAACUUCAAGUACAUGCGUCUGGAUGGAACCACGAAGGCUGAGGACCGUGGCAUGCUGCUGAAGAGCUUCAACGACCCCGAGUCGCAGUACUUUGUGUUCCUGCUGAGUACCAGGGCUGGAGGCCUGGGUCUCAACCUGCAGUCCGCUGACACUGUCAUCAUCUUUGACAGCGACUGGAACCCUCACCAGGAUCUGCAGGCCCAGGAUCGUGCCCACCGUAUCGGGCAGCAGAACGAGGUGCGCGUGCUGCGGCUGUGCACGGUCAACAGCGUGGAGGAGAAGAUCCUGGCCGCCGCCAAGUACAAGCUGAACGUGGACCAGAAGGUCAUCCAGGCCGGCAUGUUCGACCAGAAGUCCUCCAGCCACGAGAGGAGAGCCUUCCUGCAGGCCAUCCUGGAGCAUGAGGAGCAGGACGAGAAUUGUCUGCCUAACGAGGCUGGCACCCCAACCAUGGAAGAGGAUGAAGUGCCAGACGAUGAGACAGUCAACCAGAUGAUUGCUAGAAGCGAGGAUGAGUUUGACCAAUUCAUGCGUAUGGACCUGGACCGUCGUCGUGAGGACGCGCGUAACCCCAAGCGUCGGCCUCGGCUGAUGGAGGAGGACGAGCUGCCAUCUUGGAUCAUCAAGGACGACGCGGAAGUGGAGCGCCUCACCUGCGAGGAGGAGGAGGAGAAGAUGUUCGGUCGCGGCUCACGCCAGCGCAAGGAGGUCGACUACAGCGACUCACUCACCGAGAAGCAGUGGCUCAAGGCCAUCGAGGAGGGCACCUUGGAGGAGAUGGAGGAGGAGGUGCGGCAUAAGAAGACCACCCGCAAGCGCAAGCGUGACCGCGACAUUGACCCGGGGCCCGCCACGCCGGGCUCCAGCAGCGGACGCGGCCGCGACAAGGACGAGGACGGCGGCAGCGGCAAGAAGCAGAAGAAGAGGGGCCGCCCGCCGGCCGAGAAGCUCUCCCCCAACCCCCCCUCCCUCACCAAGAAGAUGAAGAAAGUGGUGGAUGCUGUCAUCAAGUACAAGGACAGGUCAGGAAGUAACGGCCGGCAGCUGAGUGAAGUCUUCAUCCAGCUGCCCUCUCGCAAGGAGCUGCCAGAGUACUACGAGCUCAUCCGCAAACCAGUGGACUUCAGGAAAAUCAAGGAGAGGAUCCGCAGCCACAAGUACCGCAGCCUCAACGACCUGGAGAAGGACGUGAUGCUGCUGUGCUCCAACGCACAGACCUUCAACCUGGAGGGCUCGCUGAUCUUCGAGGACUCCAUCGUAAUCCAGUCGGUGUUCACCAGCGUGCGGCAGAAGAUUGAGAAGGAGGAGGACAGCGAGGGAGAGGAGAGUGAGGAAGAGGAGGAGGAGGCCGACGAAGGAUCCGAAUCGGAAUCGCGCUCGGUGAAGGUGAAGAUCAAGCUAAGCCGGAAGGAGAAGGAGAAGGGAGGAGAGAGGGAGCGCGAGAGGGGGAAAGGAGGACGGCGGCGUAUGGGACGAGGCUCUCGAGCUAAACCAGUAGUCAGCGACGACGACAGUGAGGAGGAACAGGAAGAUGAACGCUCUGGAGGCAGCGGCAGUGAGGAAGAUUAAACCUCAUCAGGACUAGUGCCCCUCCAAAUCCCCACACCCCCUCCCCACACACACAUACCUGUACCAGCACACACACACUCGCACCCAGAGAAAACUGUGGCCACUUGACACCAGUGUGUGUAUAUGUGUGUGUGUUGCACGUAUGUAUGCGGGUGCGUGCGCGUGCGUGUGUGUGGCUGGGUGUUUCUUGUGGUGGGUGGUGAUAUACUGAAGACUGGGGUGUAGUUUGAUUAUAGAUGAUCAGAUUUUCUUUCUUUUUUAUUAGUUAUUUCAUGUGUAUCAGAUAAUAAAAUUUUAAAAAUGUGCGUUUAAAUUUAAAACAAAAAAGGAAGAAAGUUCAAAUCCACCUUCAUAUUUAAGCAGGCAAUCCCGAUUUAAACUGUAGAAGCGUUUACGUCUCUGGCUGUUUUUUGUUUGUUUGGUUUAUUUUUUGUAUGGAAGGGGAGUUGUUGUUUUUUUUGUCAUUUUCUUUCCGUUUAGAUGCGUGUUUGUAAACAGACGAGGGCUGACUGAGGACCACACAGAAGGUUUUACUUGACAUUGUAAAGUGAAGCGUUCUCGUUAUUAUGUUUUUCUUUCUUUUUUUGUCACUUAUGCUGCAGAAUCAAACCAUUCCCCUUCUGUCACUCCCAGUCCCCUUUCUCCCCUACCCAGAAUGCAUGUUGUUGAGUGUGAAUGUGUGUAGAAGUGCACGCGGAAGACAUGGCGUUUUUGUUUUCGCCGACAUAUACUUUUUCCUCCCCAUAUCCUCCUCUCCUCUCUGUAUCUCUUACCUAUUCAUCUUUUCUAUCAUCACACCUUCUCUUUUCUUUCCUCUCCUUUUUUUGUUUUUACUGGGAUGAUGAUUAAUUUAAGGAAAUGAAUUGCGGUAGCGGGAUCAAGGUACGUCCUGCUCUCUUGCCCUCGGCUACUGUGCUGGGAGGAAGAGGAGGAGGAGGAGGAGGAGGGAGACACGGUGAAGACUCCUUGUCUUGUGUCGGUGUCACUGGACUUUUCAAAUCUUCAAUAAAGGCAUCUCAUUAAUCCACUCA